UGGCAUACCGCUGCAGCAUUUCCGCUGAAUGUCUGUUUCUCAUUUCCAGAAGGGAUUAGGGAGAAACACCCCGGGACAGCGUUGACUUUCUCACCCCGUCGCCUGCCGAUUUCUCUUUUUUUUUUUUUUUACCAAGAGCAGAGCGACGCCUUACUACCCAAUACACUUUGGAGAUAUAGGGAUGAACUGAAGAUGAAUGUAAACCAGCACACUCCAAUGGCCUCUCCCUAUGGCCAGCCUCAGCCUGGCUACGGGCAGCCCACCUUUGCCCCCCUGGAUGGCGGAUACCCGGCACCCUACGCACCUUACAACGGCCCCACGUCAGCCUACCAGCCCGGAGCUGCACCACAAGGUUAUUCAUCUUUUACCACCUACCCCUCUAAGGCUGCGGCAGCCCAUCCAGUCUCUGAGCUCUCCUCUCCUCUUGACCUAGGUCAUGGCAGGGCUCCACCCACUUCUGGCCCCCCUCCGGUUUUAGCUCCUCAAGCUUACAACCAGUAUGGUCACAACCAGGGGGUCACGCAGAAUGGACCCCCACCUUUGACGCAAGCACCUGCCAGGCCUGCUGCGGUGUCUCAGCCCUACCACCAAGGAUCAGUCAACCUGUCAGGGCCGCCCACCUCGUACCCCCAACACUACGGGCCCCCGCCCACAAUGCAGCACGUCACCAAUCAGAUGAGCGGGAUGCAGGUUUCCGCCGGACCCCCCAGCGCUGCGGGGCCCGGAUAUGCACCACCGCACAGCUCCCAGCCGCCUGCGAGCGCUUCCUUCUCAGCCGCUCCUCCCUCCUCCUACACGCAGGCUCCGCCCCCUACGUCGUCUCGCCCCGCCCAGCAGCCACCCCCGCCCUGUGGCCCUGCCGCUCCCCAGCAAUACUACGGAGGCAACCCUCCCUCCCAGCAGUCGUUUAAUUCUUCUCUCCCCCCUACCUCGCAACAGCAAUACACCUCCCCUGCGCCGCCUCUGCCUUCCACCCAGCAGCCAUUUCCUCCUUCCUCCUAUUCGGGUCCUCCGCCAGCUCAAGCUCCUUCUCCGUCAGUAUCGCAGCCUCAGCAGUCCUUCCCGGCCUCUCAGCCUGCGUUCUCCUCAGCCCCUCCACCUGUCAGCCAGACCUCCUUCGCCCCCGGCCAGGGCUCCUUCCCUCCAAGGGCGCCCCCACCCACCUCCUCUCAGCCCGGGUCGUAUCCUCCUUCAGGUCCUCCUCCAACGUCACCCCCCUCUGGCCAGUACCCAGGCCCCAUGCCGCCUCAGCAGCAGCCCCUUCCCUCGCAGCCGCCACCCUUCCCCUCAGGUCCCUUCCCUCCCAGACCACAGAUGCCCCCGUCAUCCAUGCACCAGAGCAACCACUUACCUCCAGGACCACCAGGCCCUCCUGGACCCCUGCAGCAGCAGCACCCCCCACCUCAGCCUGGCAUGCCGGGAGGGUACCCACCCCAACAGAAUGGUGCAUUCGGGCAGGUGAGAGGCCCUCAGCCGGGCUACCCGGGCCCUUACCCUGCCCAGACAAACUACGGAGCUCCCGCACCAGCACCUGCUCCAGCCGGGGUCCAGAAAAGACUGGACCCCGACACCAUUCCGAGCCCGCAAGCGUCUGACAUGCCGGCCGUGCAGAAAUCAAGACAUAGAAUAGAUCCAGACGCUAUUCCCAGCCCAAUCCAAGUCAUAGAGGACGACAAGGCCAAGAGCACAGAGCCUUUCACCACGGGGGUAAGGGGACAAGCCCCACCGCUCGUCACCACCAACUUUCAAGUCCAAGACCAAGGGAACGCCAGCCCCAGGUUCUUCCGCUGUACGGCCUACAACAUGCCGUGCACCGCAGACAUGGCUAAGCAGUCUCAGGUGCCGAUGGCGGCUGUCAUCAAGCCUCUCGCCGUGCUGCCGCCAGAUGAGGCGCCCCCGUUCUUAGUGGACCAUGGAGAAGGCGGUCCAAUCCGUUGCAACCGCUGCAAAGCCUACAUGUGUCCGUACAUGCAAUUCAUCGAAGGAGGGCGUCGCUUCCAGUGUGGGUUUUGCACUUGUGUCACAGAAGUUCCUCCGCACUAUUUCCAGCAUCUGGACCAGACUGGGAAGAGAAUGGACUACUACGACAGACCGGAGCUCUCGCUGGGUAGCUACGAGUUCCAGGCCACUGUCGACUACUGUAAAAACAACAAGAUUCCUCAGCCUCCAGCCUACAUCUUCUUUAUCGACGUGUCCUACAACGCCGUGAAGAGCGGCAUGGUCAGCAUCGUCUGUCAGGAACUUAAGACGCUACUGGACCACCUGCCCAGAGAAAACCCGGAAGCGGACUCGGUGGUGCGAGUGGGCUUUGUCACGUACAACAAGGUCCUGCACUUCUACAACGUCAAAUCUAGCCUGGCCCAACCACAGAUGCUGGUGGUGUCGGACGUGUCGGAUAUGUUUGUGCCCCUACUGGACGGUUUCCUGGUCAACAUCAACGAGAGCCGCCUGGUCAUUGAAAGUUUGCUGGACCACAUCCCAGAGAUGUUUGCGGACACCAGAGAGACCGAGACAGUCUUUGGACCUGUUAUACAGGCCGGACUAGAGGCGCUCAAGGCCGCAGACUGCGCAGGGAAGCUGUUUGUGUUCCACACCUCGUUGCCCAUCGCUGAGGCUCUUGGAAAACUCAAGAAUAGAGAGGACAAGAAGCUGAUUGGCACUGAUAAAGAAAAGUCUCUGUUUCAGCCUCAAGCUACUUUCUACAACACGCUGGCCAAGGAGUGCGUUGCUCAAGGCUGCUGCGUGGACCUCUUCCUCUUCCCCAACCAAUACGUGGAUGUGGCCACGUUAGGUGUGGUUCCUGUCUCCACAGGAGGCUCCGUCUACAAGUACACCUACUUCCAGGCUCAGACGGACCAGGAGAGGUUCCUGAACGACCUCAGACGAGACGUACAGAAGCCGAUUGGCUUCGACGCUGUCAUGAGGGUUCGGACCAGCACAGGUAUCCGAGCGACCGAUUUCUUUGGCUCGUUCUUCAUGAGCAACACCACGGACGUGGAGCUGGCGGGACUGGACUGUGACAAGGCGGUCACGGUGGAGUUCAAACACGACGACAAGCUCAGCGAGGAGACAGGGGCGCUCAUACAGUGCGCCGUCCUCUACACCAGCUGCGGCGGCCAAAGGCGCCUGCGCAUCCACAACAUGGCGGUCAACUGCUGCUCUCAGCUGGCCGACCUCUACCGCAACUGUGAGACGGACACCAUCAUCAACUUCCUUUCCAAAUACGCUUUCCGUGGCGUCCUGAGCAACCCCACAAAGGCGGUGAGGGACACUCUGGUCAACCAGUGUGCUCAGAUCCUGGCCUGCUAUCGCAAGAACUGUGCAAGUCCCUCAUCAGUUGGUCAGGUACUGAACACACCUCCUCCUAACCUCACCCAUGGUUUUGAAGAUCUUCCUACAUACAACUCAUGUUUUUUUCCCCAGUUGAUCCUCCCCGAGUGCAUGAAGCUGCUGCCGGUCUACUUGAAUUGCCUUCUGAAGAGCGACGUGCUGCUGCCCGGCGCUGACGUGUCGCUGGAUGACCGAGCGUACCUGCGGCAGCUCGUCAGCUGCAUGGACGUGGCCGAGACCCACGUCUUCUUUUACCCUCGCCUUCUGCCGCUGAUGAAGCUGGAGAGUGGGUCGUUGCCGAUGGCGGUGAGGGCCUCCGAGGAGAGGCUUUCCAAAGGUGGCGUUUACCUGCUGGAGACGGGCCUCCAUCUCUUCCUGUGGGUGGCAGCCAACGCGCAACAAGAGCUGCUGCUCAACAUCUUUGGAACAUCCAGCUUCAGCCACGUCGACUCCACCAUGACUAGUCUGCCGGUGUUGGACAAUCCAUUCUCACAAAGACUCCGAGAGAUUGUGGAGUCCUUCAGAGCGCAGCGGUCGCGAUACAUGAAGCUGAUGGUGGUGAAGCAGGAGGAGCGCUCGGAGCUCAUCUUCAGACAUUUCCUGGCGGAGGACAAGAGCGCCAGCGGGGGCGCGUCCUACGUGGACUUCCUGUGUCACAUGCACAAGGAGAUCCGCCAGCUCCUCAGCUAGGUCCACAAAGUCCCGCCUUCUUUUUUUCUUCCUAUCUUUUCUCCCUCCUCCUCUUUUCUCCCUUUUUUUAACCUAAUAAACUUUAAAGCUCUCCUUGCUGUCAUCUAAGCACCAGAGCUGGCAGAUUUCAUGGGGUGUGUGUGUGUGCUCGUGUGUGUGUGUGUGUGCUCGCGCACGUGUGUGUGUGUGUGAGAAAUAAAUGGAUGUUAAUAGAGCUUUACUCUGGCUCAAAUCUACUGCGGUGAGAGGAGGGAGGGAGAUUAUGUACAUAAACACACGCAAACGUAAAGAAUGAUGUAUGCAACCUGACUGUAUUUACUAGCACUGAAAAUCAUUUUUUUUAUAACGAAAUCCCGUUAAAAAGCGAUAGAAGAACGAUCUACUAGCAAAGUCAUGAAAGGAAUCAAAUAAAUGCUGUAAUCUUCCCCUUUUAAUCAUGGCCUUAGCACCCCCAUGAUGCUUUCACGAUUCAUUUCAACGUGCGUGUCCUUUCCUUUUCUUUUUUAAAAUCGACAUUUUGCAUCCCUUUCCUUGCCUGGCAACACUGCAAAUAUGGCCACAACAAUUAGGUACGCCCGCAGAAGGCGCUCCAUCCACACUGGCGGAUUUAGCAGGAAUAAUAAUAAUGAUAAUAAUGCUCGUUUUUCAGGGCGUCCUGUUUGCCAAAAUAAAGGAAACUCCGCCCCUGCCGGGGUACCUAAUGGAGUGUCCCGCGCCAGGUGACGAGCACAGACAAAACUAUCGUAUGAGUGAGCUGAGCCCUCUGUGUUUAUAUAUAUAUAUAUAUAUACAUACAUAUAAAUACAAUAUAUACUGUGUACAGAAUGAAUAGACAGACAAUAAUCAUUUUAAGUAAAAUGAGCUGAUUAAAUAUAAAGCAAAUUACAGCUUUUACUAAUAAUGAAGGGAUGCUUCUUUUGAUAUAUAUAUGUAUGUGUGUGUGUGUGUGUGUGUGUGUGUGUGUGUGUGUGUGUGUGUGUGUGUGUGUGUGUGUGUGUGUGUGUGUGUGUGUGUGUGUGUGUGUGUGUGUGUGUGUGUGUGUGUGCUCGGUCCUGGUGAAAUUUCUCCUGAGGAACAGAGGGACCCUCUAAAACAAACCCUACCAAAAUAAAGUCGAUACUUUAAAAGAAAAGAGAAAAGCUGUCGAGUGAGUGUGAAACCCUCUGUCCAAGGCCACCAUGUUCACUGUAUUCUUCAUUUGUGUUCCUUUUUUUCGUCUGAUUUGUUUUUUUCCAUUGCCUCUUGGGACUUCUAAUAAAAAUGAUUGUUAAAAUUGAUGGGCAAAAAA
This is a messenger RNA of Nerophis lumbriciformis (worm pipefish), 5308 nucleotides long. RefSeq names its product SEC24 homolog C, COPII coat complex component (gene sec24c). Gene Ontology annotation, molecular function: zinc ion binding; SNARE binding. Gene Ontology annotation, cellular component: COPII vesicle coat; endoplasmic reticulum exit site. Gene Ontology annotation, biological process: endoplasmic reticulum to Golgi vesicle-mediated transport; COPII-coated vesicle cargo loading; intracellular protein transport. The record is from RefSeq and is a predicted model, not a curated record. NCBI's taxonomy places the organism in Eukaryota, Metazoa, Chordata, Actinopteri, Syngnathiformes, Syngnathidae.